This is a messenger RNA of Neoarius graeffei (lesser salmon catfish), 571 nucleotides long. RefSeq names its product adipose secreted signaling protein (gene adisspa). The transcript is spliced from 5 exons. The record is from RefSeq and is a predicted model, not a curated record. Lineage: Eukaryota; Metazoa; Chordata; Actinopteri; Siluriformes; Ariidae. The coding region runs from base 44 to 571 and encodes 175 amino acids.
GACACUGAACAUCACCAGCCAUCUACAACAACCUUGUGUUGACAUGGCAACAGGAAGGAAAAGCUCCACAUCCAAAGGUGCAGGUGUCCAUUUCCCAGAUGACAUGGAGGACGAUGUCCUCAGUGAGAGUGGUGAGGACACACAGCACGACAAGACCAUUACCGCUGUCGCUGAGCCCGAUGGAGCUUACCUGGUCAAGGCAGGAUUUCUGAAAAUCCAACAUAAAUAUGAGAUUGUCUUCUCAAUCCCAAAAGUCCCCACUCUGGGAAGAGACACCAUGCUCUCCCCGGCAUUACGGACCACGCCCAAACCACGCCUACGUGCCACCCGCAUUGUACCACACCCUGAAGGAGGAGUGAAGGUGGUGUGUGAGUACAGCGCUCAGCAGGAAGGAGUGGUGCAGGAUGAGCUCACACUCAUCAACAGGAGCAGGAGAGACAGCAGUAUUAAAGUCCGAGUUCAUGCCAGAGUGAUGGACCGCCAUCACGGAACACCCAUGCUGCUGAAGGGGGUACGCUGCUUGGGAACUGAGGAGAUCUCUUCAAAAACCAACAACAAAAAGAAGAUCUGA